AGCCUUCUGGGACCUGGGAGCUCAAACACCAAUCCGUCCCCAGCUUUGCCUUCAGCAAUGCCAUUCAAAGACCGAGAUGGCAAUGAUUUGGCGACCUGCUCGGUGGAGGAUGUUUACAAGGUGUGGAAGGAAGAGGCCAGCGUACGGAUGGUAGCUGUGCGGGCAGACCGGCUUUUCGAACCCUCAGCAGCCAAAACCCCUACUGAUCAGCCACGUGGGAUUCGGAUGAACAUCCGGGAUACUGUGCACAACAUGUAUGUGUUGAAACCGCUGUUGGAGAGAAUGGUGGAGCACACUCAUCAUCCUGUCCCCUAUGUCAAAGACUUGGCCCGGGAGAUCAAGCUCUUCAGAUCCAAGAUGAAUCUCAUCCCGCAGAAGGACAAGGUGAAGCUUGAUGCCUGGACAGCAAAAUCUAUGCUGAGCUUUGUGAAGAUGAAAACUCACAAGAACCUGGGAUCUCAUGACUUGCAUUUCCUGAGUCUUCAGCGCAUAUUGGAUCCAACCAUCCAGCCCUACAACCAAUGGAGCCCGGAUGGUGCUGAGUCAGAAGGGGAUGGGGAGUCGGGAUGUGAUGGCGAUGGGCUGGUCUACGAUCCUCAGGAUUACGAACAGGAUUCCGAUGUGGAUGAAUGGUUUGACAACUUCCUCAAGAGUUCUUCGAAUUUGGGCUCUGAGGCAGAUGCCCCAAAGGCUUUGCCAGACAAGGUCGAACCGGAUGAAUGCACGCGUCCUGUUGCCCGGCCACUUCAGCGGAGCAUGACAACAGGUCCAUCCAGUGGAUCAGAUGUGCUUAUGAUUGAGGAAUCCCCUGUCAAGGUUGAGGUGCUGGGCGAGGAUGACAAGAAUCCAUCAAACGACACGAAGGCCAAGAAGGUAGAGCAGAUCGCGCAACUCCGAGAGCACCUUAAGACUUUGGAGCUUCAAAUGGCCAAAGCCGCGUCAUGCCAUGCUGUCAUCGCUGCAGAUUUGAAGAGCUCUUCAACUUCAUCGGUUCUCGUCGAUGAAUCGCUCCCAUAUGGUCAAGAUUCAGAUCCCACUAUUCCCAUGGAUCUGUCCUCUGGUGUAACAGCAUCGGUAGAGGGGAUGAUUGCGAGGGGCGAACAAGCGGAUGCUGCUCAACUCCCUGAAGUCGAGACAAAGGAUCAGGAGGUUCUCACUCGUCGACAGCAACUUGGGCAGAUUGCUGAUUUGAACGAGGAGAAAAAGGAGAAUGGUGGGAGAGGUGGCCGUGGACGAGGUCGCGGACGUGGCCGUGGUAGGAAGGCUGAGGAGAAGCUGGCAUCCACUCCAGAGAAAAAGGUUCCUUCGAAGAGACCCCCGGUUGAGUCCCAGGCCAACACUCCUGAGAGACGCGAGCUGUUUCCAGACCCUGCUGCUGAGCCUCCUGUGCCUGAGGCAGCUUCUUCCUCAACGAAGCAGCCCAAGAAGAGGGCCAAAGCCAAAGCGCAGGGAAAAGCAAAGGCGAAGGCAGCUCCUUCCCAGCCUGCAGAGCCUGCCCAACCCGAAGCUGAGGCAGGUGGGUCUGCCCCAGAACCGGAUGAUGGAAAGGUGGCAGCCGAUGGAAAGAUGGAGCCUGCGCAACGCCUCCCAGGUCAGAGGAUCCAGAAGCCUGCUCUCAAGCUUUUGAAGGAGUCCAAGGCUGACCCAGCUGCCUGGUUCCAUGUCCAAGAGCUGCACAAGGCUCUGAAAUUCCACAAGCUCACUGACAAGAAGGAGGUGCCCAAAUAUGAUUUUUGGAGCCUUAGCAUGUAUUGGCAAACCAAGAGGGUGGGGCUGCUCCAGAAGCAGGAGUCGGGCUUUGUCCAUGUCACGUCCUUCGGGUGCACUUGGUGCAAGAACAUUGCGAUGUGUGCCCACGCAGCCCGUAUGUUUAUCAACUUCGUUGGUGGUGACAAACCGGUGGCAAAGUGCAAACCCCUUGAUGACGAGGUGGUUGUGGCUUAUUUGGACUCCUUGACGGAGCUUGUGAAGGCUGUUGGAAUUGCUGAUUCCCUCGGCUUGAGUUUGGAGGACAUCGAAAUUUAAAUGGUUGACACUUGAACCAAGCGAGUUCAACAUUUUUGUUUGAGAUGGACACACAUGCGAGGCGUGA
Durusdinium trenchii is the source of this 2092-nucleotide messenger RNA. Lineage: Eukaryota; Dinophyceae; Suessiales; Symbiodiniaceae. The record is from the annotation of a GenBank genome assembly.